Messenger RNA from Parus major (Great Tit), 1592 nucleotides. RefSeq names its product transmembrane protein 159 (gene LDAF1). The transcript is spliced from 5 exons. Lineage: Eukaryota; Metazoa; Chordata; Aves; Passeriformes; Paridae. The coding region runs from base 367 to 837 and encodes 156 amino acids. The record is from RefSeq and is a predicted model, not a curated record.
CAAAAACCCGGCCGGGGGAAGGUGGUUGAGCCAGGUGAGGUGUUCCACAGCGGCUGUUCCACCGCUCCUCUCGGCGUGACUGAACACUCCCAGCCAGCCUGGGGACGGUGGCAUUACAGACACCCACGGAGCGACUGCUGGCACCGCAGCGGUGCCGAACGAGCCUCUGCACGCCUCCACAGCGGCACGGAGCGCAGAUACCCUCAUUUCCCGUCCUCCAUUCCAAAAAGCUCCAGGCUGCAUGUCCUCAAACAACACAAACCUCUAGGACACUCAUGAGGGUGUCCGGACCGAGCGGCUGAGGGAAAUUGGAUGGCUGAGUGAGAACUGGCUGUUCAGAAGACGUUGUGGCUGAGGAUUGAUAACAUGUCUAAAGAAAUGCAGGAACUACAGAAGCAUUGGCACUCCAUGAUGCAGACCAUCCACAGCAACGCAAAUGUUGUUGCCUUUAUGAAUUCUCGUGUUGGCCAAUAUUUAGAUGACCAUCCUUUUGUUGCCUUAUCACUCCUGAUGUUUAUUGCAGUGUCAGCUGUUCCUGUUGGAUUUUUCCUGGUUUUUGUUGUUACAACAGCUGUAAUGGCCUGUAUUGGUGUGAUAGUCAUGGAAGGUGUUGUCAUAGCCAUAGGUGGCAUAGCCCUUCUGUGUGUGCUGUGUGGCCUGGGAGCCCUGUCCGUGGGAGUUUCUGGAGUGCUGAGUGUUUCUUAUGUUGCACUUUCAACUCUGGUCAACUACUGGUGUGCAUCAAGGGGUCAGAUAAGGAAGCAAGAUGUUAAUGGAAGUAUACCACAGAAGCAGCCUGUCUUGGAUCUUUCUGCCAAUACUGGAAAGAGUGAAUAAGUAGGUUUCUCCCCACUUCAUAGGCACUUUGCUGUACAAGUCCAGCCUUUGCUGUGUAAUUGUCUACUCAUCAAGCAUUCAACCAUUGUGUACUUCUGGAAACUGAGAAAAAUCAAUAUACAUCUUACACUGGCACUAUAAAAGGCAUCUUAAGAAUAACUGAGAAGCAGCAGUGCAGUAUUAAGUGUAUGUGCAUGAUGGAAUAUUCCACAGACUUUGGUAAAGGGAUGUAAUAAUAGUUUGUACUGUGUUAAGUCAAUAGCAAGAAGGUGGAUUGAAAGGGGGGGAGCUAUUUGAUUUCUCAGAUAUUGGAGUUCUGAAUGUAUUCUCUCCAGUACACAGCAGUGGUCAUUUUCAUACAGAAGUAUCAAAGUUCAGAACAGUAGAAACAUGUUUUGAAUGUGGAAAAAUAUUUGUAACCCUUAACCUUUGUUAAAAUUGUAUGAAUACACCACACCAAUGCAUUAUGUUCAUUAUACAGGGGAAAGUGGGUUUGUCAUAUGGCAUGGUCUAAGCUUUUAUCUCCCUUUAGAUAUUGUGUUAUUCCAAAAUGAUAUUUUCCUUCUUGUCAUUGCCUCAUCAUAUCAGGGCUAUGCUUAGGUCUUGUUUAGGUAUUUAAAUUUCCUGGUUUACUUCUCAGUUGUAACUUUGUGUAUGUUAUUUAAACUUCUUAUUUUUGCAAAUGCUGUUAUAUUUUUAAGCAUUAAGAAAGUAUCUAAGUAUAUUAGUUUAAUAAAGUGCUGUUUGUUUAACUA